GGUGGGCGGAGUCAAACGUUUGAUUGCUCUGAGCGCACAAUAUUAAUUUUGGACUUUGAUCUUUCAUGGACACUAAGCGACAGAAAUGAUUCGUGCACUCACACUCGUCCUCUUUGCGUUAGGACUCUUCCAGACAGGUCUAACAUCUGUAAUCCAGUCUGUGGAGACUGUGGAGGAGGCAGUGGGAGAAGAUGCUCUCCUCAGCUGUCAGGUCCUAAAGUCUGAAAAGGUGGUGCAGGUCACAUGGCAGAAACAGACGAUGGAUGACGUGACCAAUCUCGCCACCUCCAACACUAUCUUUGGUUCCAGGGUGAUGUCAGACUUCAAAGACAGAGUGGUGGUGAAAGAUGGUGGACUGCACAGCCGCUCAAUAGUGAUCAAGAAUGUGACGGAGGAGGAUGAAGGCUGCUACCUCUGCCACUUCAUCCCCAAACCUGCUGGAGCACUCCCUGGCAGAACCUGCCUCAAGGUCUAUGAGCUGCAUGAACCCGUUCUACACGUGAGAGAAUCAAAUUCAACUGAUGAGUUCCUGGUUUCCUGCUCCGCCACAGGACGACCUGCUCCAACUGUAACUCUCAACGUCACACAGCAAGACUUCUACCUCUCACAGAACCAAACUGUGUUGAUCAACACAAACGGUACAUUCACUGUCACUGCCACAGCCAUGUUGGCAGGUUUCCAUGAUGCUGGCACACUUGUUGGAUGUGCCGUGCAGGUGCUCUCCUGUCGUAAAGAGGCGUUUGUGGAGAUUCCUGACGUGAAACUGAUGCCUCCCAGUGGUGAGAAACACUUCUACAGCCACACAUUCAUAGAAUGA
This is a messenger RNA of Pleuronectes platessa (European plaice), 817 nucleotides long. RefSeq names its product OX-2 membrane glycoprotein. Bases 86 to 817 code for a protein of 243 amino acids. The record is from RefSeq and is a predicted model, not a curated record. The transcript has 3 exons. Lineage: Eukaryota; Metazoa; Chordata; Actinopteri; Pleuronectiformes; Pleuronectidae. Gene Ontology annotation, molecular function: cell-cell adhesion mediator activity.